This is a messenger RNA of Ilex paraguariensis (yerba mate), 1473 nucleotides long. The record is from the annotation of a GenBank genome assembly. NCBI's taxonomy places the organism in Eukaryota, Viridiplantae, Streptophyta, Magnoliopsida, Aquifoliales, Aquifoliaceae.
AUGGAAAUUGGUUCAGCCACCCAAGAGAAUACCAGGCCGAUCAGUCGGGGGUGUGGAUGGCUUAAGGCCUUGCCCGGGAAGUUUAAGGCCAAAGGGUUUGAGAUUGUAACCAAAACAAAGAAGCUCGGAGAAGAUGAUCCUAGAAGAAUCAGACACUCACUGAAGGCGGGACUAGCUAUCACAUUGGUCUCCUUAUUCUAUUAUUUGAGGCCUCUAUAUGAUGCUUUCGGGCAGUCAGGAAUGUGGGCAAUCUUAACUGUUGUGCUUGUUAUCGAUUUCUCAGUUGGUGCAACACUGUGCAGAAGUCUAAAUAGAGGUUUCGCCACAUUAAUAGCCGGUGCUCUAGCGAUUGGAACUGAACACUUUGCAACCCUUUUUGGGGAGAAAGGAGAGCCCAUUGUUCUUGGGUUUUUGGUUUUCUUUAUAGCUGCAGCAUCUACAUUUACAAGGUUCUUUCCAGUUGUCAGGAGGAGGUAUGAUUAUGGAGCUAUGAUAUUCAUAUUGACAUUCAGUUUGAUUUCAGUCUCGGGUUAUCGGGUAGAAAAAAUCUUUGAACUCGGCCAUAAACGAUUGUCCACGAUAAUCAUCGGUGCUGCAACAUGUAUGGUGAUAUCCAUUUUUGUAUGCCCAGUAUGGGCUGGUGAAGAUCUUCACAAUCUGGUUGCUGACAACAUAGAAAAGCUUGCAAGCUUCCUAGAAGGAUUUGGAGAUGAAUACUUUAAAUUUUCUGAAGAUGGAGAUAGUGCAAUGGUCUCUAAGGAUGAUAACUCAGUUCUUCAAGAUUAUAAAAAUGUCCUCAACUCAAAAGAAAAUGAAGAAUCCCUGGCAAAUUUUGCAUGGUGGGAACCUUGUCAUGGUCGUUUCGGUUUCUGUCAUCCAUGGAAACAAUACCUGAAGAUUGGUGUCCUUUCUCGCCAAUGUGCUUACCAAAUUGAAACUCUUAAUGGCUACAUAAACCCUCAGCCUCCGGCACCAUCAGAAUUUCGAAGAAAAAUUCAACAACCAUGCACAAAGCUGAGCUCAGAAUCAAGCAAGGCUUUAAAGGAAUUAGCCUCAGCCAUCAAAAACAUGACACACCCAUCUUCUUGUGAUCUCCAUCUUCAAAACUCCAAAGCAGCUGCUGAGGAAUUGAAAAUUGCAUUAGAGGCUUCUCCACCAGUAAAAACAGACCUCCUCGAAGUCAUACCAGCCGUUACAGUUGCUUCAAUACUAAUUAACAUUAUUAAAAGCGUCGAAAAUAUUUCAGCAUCCAUUCAUGAGCUUUCAGACCAAGCUCGUUUUAGGACAGUGAAGUCAAAUGUAAUAGCUGAGAAAUCACAGUUAUUUCAUAGUGGGACCGUAAAACCUAUUAGUGAUGGUGAUGGUGGUGGUGGUGGCGGUGACGGUGGUGGUGGUGAUCAUAUUGUUAUCAUAGUAUCACCAGAAAAUGGUAAUCCUCAAGGGCUUAUGAGAAGCCAACAUGUUGAAGUAUAA